UUGGAAGUAGCGGCAAAAAAAUUUCUCCGCAUUCCAUGUCUGCCCGGCCUGCACCUUGCCUGGGCUGCGCGCAAAAUGUAAAAACAAACAACUGGCCUUCAUUCCUGCCCAUUUCAUUUCUCCCUCCCAGCUCACUUUCACUGAUCGUCGAUCCAACCGCGAGCAACGCCAGACUAGGUAUUCUCCGGUGGUUCAGUUACGGGCGGAGCAGCCAAAGGGUUCACGAAACCCCUUCUUCUCCUCCACCAAAUUCCGAUACAAUAGCCUGCCGCCUAACUCCCAUCAUCUCUACCACGAGUCUGUCGAAGGAAUUUCAACCACGUUGUGGUACGCCGUCGAAGCUAAUUGCUUUAAUUCCCGCAUUUGUAUCUGCUUCGAGCUCCUGCCGCGAAGGGAGGGAAGAUGAACAAGUGAAGCCCCAGUUAUCACACCAAUAUCUGCAAUCGAAUUGA
Molecule: messenger RNA, 452 nt
Organism: Linum tenue
Lineage: Eukaryota; Viridiplantae; Streptophyta; Magnoliopsida; Malpighiales; Linaceae
Source: the annotation of a GenBank genome assembly